Messenger RNA from Adineta steineri, 597 nucleotides. The record is from the annotation of a GenBank genome assembly. Lineage: Eukaryota; Metazoa; Rotifera; Eurotatoria; Adinetida; Adinetidae.
AUGAAAGUUAUUAAUAUAAAUUUUGAUUCAAUUAUUGAUAAACAUUUUUCAGAAUUAAUUUGUACAAUAAUAUUAACACAUUUAAUUGAACCAAUUGAUCAUUUAAAUAAUGAAAAUAAUUCUUCACCAAAUUCAAAUUUAUUAAAUAUACAAGCUGGUAAUACAAAAAAUAUUGACGAAAGUGAUGAUGAUGAUGAAAGAAUAAAACGAUUAGAAUAUGAACAUUUAACAUUAGGACAAAAAAUUAAAACAUUAAAACGAUCUCAAACAUAUUAUGAAACAUUAAAAGCAGAAUUAACAAGAUAUGAAUGUUCGGAAAUGGGAGGACGGCCAUCAUCAAUACAUGAAGAUGAUAUAGAAAAUGGAACAACACGAUCAUCAAAUGCUAAUAUUCGUUUCCCAUCACAAGAUCCAUCAAUGUUCGAUGAUCACCAAUCAAUAACAACUAAUACACCAAAUGAAAUUAUAUCUGCACCAGCUGUAGAUUUAAAAUUAAAUGUUCAAAUUCAAAUUGCUAGUGAUUCAUGUAAUCUGUAUACAUGUCGUGAUUUAAUAUCAAAUUCACCAUUUAAAACAAUAAAUUCAACUAAACAAUAG